Messenger RNA from Lactuca sativa (garden lettuce), 1241 nucleotides. RefSeq lists its product as uncharacterized. Gene Ontology annotation, cellular component: U1 snRNP. Gene Ontology annotation, molecular function: mRNA binding. Gene Ontology annotation, biological process: mRNA splice site recognition. The record is from RefSeq and is a predicted model, not a curated record. Lineage: Eukaryota; Viridiplantae; Streptophyta; Magnoliopsida; Asterales; Asteraceae.
UAAGAGAGAAAUUUAUCAUGAUGAAACCCUAGACAGAAUUCCAAUUCGUCACCAUAAACCCCGUCAGCUCUCCCUCAUCCUACUCGAUCUUCUACUAAGUAAUCAAUUAGGGUUUCAUACAUUAUUUGCUUACCUGCAGUCCGAGUCAUGGACGCCCAAAGAGCCUUGCUAGAUGAGCUCAUGGGUUCAGCUCGCAAUUUGACUGAAGAAGAGAGAAGGGGACACAAGGAGAUCUCUUGGGAUGAUAAGGAAGUAUGUGGCUUCUACAUGGUGAAAUUUUGCCCACACGAUCUACUCGUGAACACUCGAAGUGAUCUAGGUCCAUGCCCUAAAAUCCAUGAUCCGAAGUUGAAAGAAAGCUUUGAGAGCUCUCUAAGGCAUUACUUUUAUGUGCCAAGAUUUGAAGCAGAACUUGCUCAUUUCUGUGAAAAAUUGGUGAUGGACUUAGAUAGGAGAGUUAGACGUGGACGUGAGAGACUUGCUCAAGAGGUUGAAGUUCCUCCUCCUCCUCCAAUUCCAGCUGAGAAAUCCGAACAACUAUCUGUUUUAGAAGAAAAAAUCAAGAACCUUCUAGAAUCAGUGGAGGCACUUGGGGAAGCUGGCAAGGUGGAUGAAGCUGAAGCACUCAUGAGAAAGGUGGAUCUGCUUAACAUUGAGAAAACAGCAUUGACCCUUCAACCACAGAAUGAAAAAGUUCUAAUGCUUGCUAGAGAAAAGAAAAUGGCUCUUUGUGAAACAUGUGGUUCCUUUUUUAUAGCAAAUGAUGCUCUUGAAAGAACCCAAUCCCAUGUCACUGGAAAACAGCAUAUCGGUUAUGGAUUGGUCAGAGAUUUCCUUUUUGAAUACAAAGAGGCAAAUGAGAAGGCAAGGGUAGAGGAAAAAGAAAUUGAAGUUAAGCACAGAACUGGAUCUACUGACAGGGACAAGAACCGUUACAGUGACAGGUCAUCACGUGAUCAAAACCGAGGAUCUCGGGAUUCUGGAAGAACAUCGGAUCGUAGGGCCCACAACAAUAGUUACAGAAAUGGAGGUGGUGGGGACAGGAGAGGGGAUAGAUACAGGGAUAGAAGCAGGUCUCAUUCCCCUAGACAUGGUGGAAGAAGAAGGUCAUCCAGAAGUCCGUAUUAGUAAGAGAGAAAGAUUGUAGAAAAAUCAAAAAUGUCAAAGUCAGAAGAGCUUUGUUGAGAUAUAACUAAAGGAGAAAAAGAGUCUUAAGGGAGUUUUAUACAAAAUAGAACACA